UCAUGCGCGGGGAGUCAGUCACCAACACUGGCGAACAUUGACGGGUGGACUGUACUGUCUCUCUUGCUAUUUACACCCCAAGAAAAUGGAGUGAAUUCCGUGCGGGGUUUUCCCGCUGUAUACAAAAACUUUGUGUGUGUAGCCACACGCAGGAUGAGUGCAAUCACAGUGCUGGAUGCUACGUGUAUGUCUAAGUGGAUGUAAUGAGUGCAAGAGAAACCAGUGUACAGAAUGAAACCACCACUUCCAGCCACAAUGUGACAGACAUUACUCAAGCUGUUGCUGGGGGAAUUGCCCCCGGCAGUAGCAGCAUCAGCAGUGGUGGUGGAGGCGGUACAGAGUCUCAGCUAGUGCAGCAGCUAAUGAGUCCUGUGAAGAGUAGUGGCAAUAUGGGGUCAGGUGAAGGGGAGCUAGUGAGGCUCACUGAUCCCCGUAGUCUUCACUCCUACACACCUCACACCUCUCCUGUGCCUUCUACCCAUGGAACAACUCCUGUACUUGCUGAUGUCACUCCAAACACCACUCCAUCAUCCUCUCCCAGAAGACCACCACCAUCCAUUUUGUCACAGCCUCCUGCCAAACGUAUUAAAGUUGAAGAAAAGCCUACUGAUUUGUUAGAAUUAAGGAAGGUCAUAGUAGAUUGGAAAAAGGCAAAAUUAGAGAGUGUAAAGGAAAAAUUUAAUGACCAUUUGGUAGAACUUUUCUUUUUAGAAAGAGAUGGCAAUAUGAUGGACUAUCAGUCAUGGAGUAGAAGACCCACUCCAGAAUUCCUCCAGUUCAUUCGUCAACACAAACUCGAAGGGGAUGAAUCUUUAGAGGCUAAGUUCGUUAUUCCCAACCCCUUACACUUAACCUCAGGUGUCCAAAUAAAAAUGGAAAAUCCCUCAGGAUCCCAGUCACCAUUGAAAGGUGGCUUAGGUGCUCAUGCCAGGACUUCCUCAUCACCUGUCAAACCUGGGAAGGGUUUGGCAAAUCCAGGAAUGGGAGGACGUCAAAAAACACCCUCUACAAGUGAGAAUGUUCAGGCUACCACACAGCAGGACCAGAUGGUGGAGAAGGCAAGACAGGAGGCGUAUGUCAUGCAACGAAUAGCUUCAUUGAGAAAGGAGGGACUGUGGGCAGAAAAAAGAUUACCAAAAGUGCAAGAACCACCUAGAGCUAAAGCCCAUUGGGACUACUUGUUGGAAGAGAUGGUGUGGCUUAGUGCAGAUUUUGCUCAAGAACGGAAAUGGAAGAAAGCAGCUGCCAAGAAAUGUGCUCGUAUGGUUCAGAAAUAUUUCCAGGACAAAGCUUUGCAAGCACAAAAGGCUGAAAAGGAACAAGAAAUGAGAACUAGGAAGAUAGCUGCAUUUAUUGCUAAGGAAAUUAGAACAUUUUGGGGAAAUGUAGAAAAAUUAGUUGAAUACAAAGUGACAACAAAGCUGGAUGAGAAAAAGAAGAAAGCUCUUGACCAACAGCUGAGUUUCAUUGUAGAUCAAACAGAGAAGUACUCAUCAUGGCUAGCUGAAAGCAUGAACAAGCCAGUAGAUUCUACUGCAGCAUCUACACGUUCCAACACCCCUUGCCGUGACAGCCGGAUGUCAGAUGAGGAAUUCCGUCCUGAGGAGUCUUCAGACGAUGACGAGGGAACAAUAGCCCGAGAGGAUGACAAUCCGGAGGAACAAGCUUCAGAGUUACAGUUGUUGCAUGAGGAAUCCAAACAAACAAUGGAAGAUCUGUUGAAGGAUCUUCCACCCGGUUAUCUGGAUGGUGGGGAUUUUUCUCCGGACAACAGCACUGAAGACCUUGCCUCAUUAGGGGAGUGUCUGGAAAGUGCAGAGGAGAAAGUGGAGGAAAAGGUGAAAGAGGAAGUUAUAGGACAGGAGGUGACUGAUGAAAAAGAGGAAAAAGACAGUGACAGUGUAAGUGAGAGAAAAAUUGUUAGAGAUAUUAAAAGACGGAACGUGAAACUUAAGUCGAGCGAGGAGGACAUUAGUGAGUGUGACAAGGAUAUUGGCGACCAGGACUUUAAGGUUGAGGAGUCAGGUGAAGAUGAAGAAGAAACAAUAGAGGAACAGGAAAAGAAAGAAGGAGAAACAGACCAUCAACAGGAACUAGAUGAUUUACAGACUGAAAAUGAACUUUCUGUUGAAGAGUUGAGAAAAAAGUAUGCAGAAUUGGCUGCUAGUGCAGAGCCUAUGGAAGAUGAUGAUUCUGAAGAUGACAGUAGCGAAGACGAUGAUGAUGCCAUCGGUGAUGAAGAAAUGGAUGUUGAGGAGCAAGAGGAGGAAGGCAAACAGGAAUCUGAGAAGGAUGAUGAGGGCAGCAAUGAAGAGUUGCCUAGUGAGGAGGAGGAGGAGGAGGAAGAGGAGGAGGAAGAGGAUCAGAGUCUUGGUUUGGAGACUCUGAUGAAAGAAAAUCUUGAGAAGGAUUCCAAGGUUGACAGUGAGAAAGCAGACAAGGAGCUACAGGAUGCCUCCGCUGUUGCUGAAGCGUUACAACCUAAGGGGUUUACACUCUCUUCUACAUCUGUGACUACACCUAUUCCCAUCUUGCUCAAGCAUAUGUUGAGAGAGUACCAGCAUGUAGGCUUGGACUGGCUCACCACCAUGUAUGAAAAGAAAUUGAAUGGUAUCCUCGCUGAUGAGAUGGGUUUAGGAAAGACCAUUCAGACAAUCUCACUUCUGGCACAUCUUGCGUGUGAGAAGAGCAACUGGGGACCUCACCUAAUUGUGGUGCCAACCUCCGUCAUGCUCAACUGGGAGAUGGAGUUCAAAAAGUGGUGCCCAGCCUUCAAGAUACUCACUUACUAUGGCACUCAGAAGGAAAGAAAGAUGAAAAGACAGGGUUGGACAAAGCCAAAUGCAUUCCAUAUUUGUAUCACAUCGUACAAGCUGGUGAUCCAGGACCACCAGAGCUUUAGAAGGAAGAAGUGGAAGUAUUUCAUCCUUGAUGAAGCUCAAAAUAUCAAAAACUUCAAAUCUCAACGUUGGCAGUUACUGCUCAACUUUCAAAGCCAAAGACGCUUACUGCUCACGGGCACUCCACUUCAAAACAACUUAAUGGAGCUGUGGUCGUUGAUGCACUUCCUGAUGCCUAAUGUGUUUGCCUCACAUCGAGAGUUUCGUGAAUGGUUUUCCAAUCCAGUAACCGGCAUGAUCGAGGGGAACAAGGAAUAUAAUGACACCAUCAUCAAGAGACUACACAAGGUAUUAAGACCGUUCAUAUUAAGAAGACUGAAAACUGAGGUGGAGCAACAAAUGCCUAAAAAGUUUGAACAUGUAGUAAUGUGUAGAUUAUCAAAGAGGCAACGUUAUCUCUAUGAGGAAUUUAUGGCGAGAUCAAAAACUAAAGAGACUUUGGCAUCAGGUAACUUCUUAAGUGUGAUAAAUGUGUUAAUGCAACUGCGAAAAGUUUGCAAUCAUCCGAAUCUGUUUGAACCUCGUCCUACUGUGUCACCAUUUAUGAUGGAUGGCAUCUGUUACCGGGUGCCAUCUAUUCUUUGGGGCCUCACAGAUUAUAACCCAUUUAGACAUGUUGAUCUCUUCAGCCUCAAUUUCCUUUUGGCCGACCUGGAGUUGUGCUUGACAGCCUUUGCCGCUCAUCGCAUCCGUAAAUUCCAGGCCCCUCGCCGUCUCAUUGAGGAAAUUGAUUCUGCUCCAGAUCCACCUCCAAAAUGCCCUGCAGGAAAGAUCAAGCUUCAUGUGCGGCCAUCUAGUCAAAGUGUGCCUAAAACUGGCAUAUCACCAGUGAGCACUCCAAGAGCACCAACACCGGCUGGAACUCUACGUGCUCCCUUGCCACAAAUGCCAACCUUGGCCUCCACCACAACCAAUUUGCAUAGUGGAGGAAUGCGGUUACAAUUGGUUCAACAAGGAGGAACAAUAAAAGCCAUCCAAGUGCCAGUAAGUGCAGCUGGUGGAGGGGGAUUAAUUGUGCAACAGACUCCACAGGGGCCACGUCUGGUGAUGCCACAACGAGCAAGCCUAGGUACUCCUGGUGGUGCAACAGCAUUGGCUGGAACACCUGCAACAGGAACCUCUGCUUUGGGGGGAUUACAGCUUCUUCAGACAUCAACUGGCCAGCUGUUACUCACCACAGCACCUAUACAGAAGCCAACAAAUCCUACCUUAUCUCAAGGUGUUAGUGGCAGUGCAGCAGCAGCUUUGCUUCAGCGCUUACAAGGCUUGAAAGGUCUGCAGGGAUCAAUGAUUACAACUGGAGCAGGGGGAAGACCAGUGCUCAGACUGCCCCUUCCCACAAGUAAUCUCCGACCACAGACACAGGUCAAAAAUUUCCCUGGACCAAAACUGUAUGCUAUACAGGCAGUCCCCGAGUUACGACCAUCCGACUUGCAAUCACCCGCACUUACGAACAGGAUCCCAAUACAUUCUUCACAAAAAUUUGUUUUAGGUGUCAGUAAUAACCAGUCGAAUCCAGCUACAGUUCGUGUUCCUUCACCUGCUGUCCCUCCCCAAACAACUCCUGUGGCUAGUCCAGUACGAGCAGGUCCCUCUUCGCCUGCUGCCCGGGUAGCCACCCCUAAUACUACUCCCACCAAACCCACUACAAGGAUUGAUCAAAGGGAGCUUGAACGUCAGGAUGAGAAGAAGAAGGAAGAGGAACGAAAAAGAACAUUAUUCUAUUUGAAUGACCUCGAAGAAAGAAGACGCAAGAGAAGGAAAGACAAACUUAGCCUCAUAUCCCGGUUAAAUACGCGACGUUGUCAAGCCUGUCCCAUAUAUGGUUCAGACCUGAUAGAGGCUGUCUCUGUAAUUAAUACCUGUAAUGGGACCACCAGUGGUAAUGAAGAGUGGAAUGGCAGAGGAAUAGUGGAUUGUCUUCACGCAACUAAGUUCAGGCCCCGUCUUUAUUGGUCUCAAACAGACACCCUCCACAGACUAGUCCAUACUCCAGAAACCUAUAUAAGGGACUUGAAAGAUAUCACCGACAGAUACGUGUUCUGUAUACCAUCAGUCGUGGCUCCUCGUGUAACCAUGAGAAUGAGUCACCCAUCACCAUCUAAACUCUGGACAGAAGAGAGAACCAGAUCUUUACUGAAAAAACUCCUAUCACGCCCCAUAUCUCCUCUCCAUCACAUUAUGAAUGCGGCAGUCACACAGUUCCCAGAUCCCAGACUUAUCCAGUAUGACUGUGGCAAGUUACAGACGCUGGACCGCCUGUUGCGGCAGUUGAAGACUGGUAAUCACAGAGCUUUAAUCUUCACUCAGAUGACAAAAAUGCUGGAUGUUUUUGAGGCUUUCCUUAAUUAUCAUGGUCACCUUUACCUGAGGCUGGAUGGAACAACCAGAGUUGACCAACGACAGGUGUUGAUGGAAAGAUUUAACCAAGACAAGAGAAUCUUUGCUUUCAUACUGUCAACACGUUCUGGAGGUAUUGGAGUGAAUCUCACGGGAGCUGAUACAGUCAUUUUCUACGACUCGGAUUGGAACCCCACCAUGGAUGCCCAGGCUCAGGAUCGAUGUCACCGAAUUGGACAAACUAGAGACGUGCACAUUUAUCGUCUCAUCUCAGAGAAGACCAUAGAAGAGAACAUUUUAAAAAAGGCCAAUCAGAAGCGCCUCCUGGGUGACCUGGCUAUUGAAGGCGGUAACUUCACCACUGCACACUUCAAAAAGGCAACCAUACAGGACCUCUUUGAUGUGAAUGUGAAUGAAAAUGAUGCAUCAAAGAGAAUGUCAGAAGUCAUAGAUAAGAACAAAUCUACAGAGGAGGGCAAGGAAGUUUCGGAGGGAGAAAGAGUGAAGAUGGGAGCCUUUGAGACUGCCUUAGCUGCCGCUGAAGAUGAAACCGAUGUCCAGGCAGCCAAGACUGCUAAAGCAGAAAUGGCUGCAGAGUUGGCAGAGUUUGAUGAAAACAUUCCAAUAGAAGAGGGAGAAGGAGGAGAGGAGUUAAGCAAGGCAGAGCAAGAAGUUGCUCAUCUCAUGAAACAGUUAACACCUGUAGAGAAGUAUGCAAUGAAGUUCCUGGAAUCUUCGGAUGAUGGCUGGGCAGCCGAAGCAGAGCGAAUGGCUGCAGAGAUAGAACAGCAAAAGAAGGAAUGGGAGCUUGGACGAUUGCAAGCACUGAAAGAGGAGGAGGAACGGCUGGCACACAAUUCAGAUGAGGAUCUCCUUACCUACCGAUCUGCAGAUGCACACAAUCAGCUGUGGCUGUCACUGUGUGGGAGAGAAGAGAUGCCAGUUUGGCACCCACCAACUCCGCCUCGAGAUGACAAUGAUGUGUACAUUGACCACUCCCUUGGCUUCUGGUAUGACUCAAGUACGAUGCCUGAAUCUGCUCUGCCUCCUGUCUACAUCAAGAAGGAGCACAAAAGACUUAAAUUAGAACCAGGUACUGUUGGUGCCUCAGGCGAUGGAACUUGUGGGUUACGUCGACCUCAGAAACUUCGCCGUGAAGAUGCCGUGUGUGCUCCUCGCUCUCUCUUUGAUCGACCUUCACCAGCUGUUGUAAAAAUACGCCGAGAUCUUAAACUACAGAAGUACAGGGGCAUUAUCAGGCCUAGUAUCCCACUUCCAGGUUUGAAGCCAGCUGUGUUGACCAAACCUCCAGCUGCAGAACCUGAGAACACUCCAGAAUGGGCAGUACAUGAGGACUGGGGUGUUGUACAGGCUGUGCAGCACCACCUACAGUUGGAGCUGCCUGUUAAUUUACUUGUAUUGUCUCCCGGUCACACUGCAAAUUGGGAUCUUGUAGCCGAUUUAGUAAAUUCUGUGUCCCGGUGCUACCGUUCACCUCGUCACUGCAGGAGCCGGUACGAGAGCACCAUUCUUCCUCGUGAGGAGGGAAAGCUGCCACCAGAUACACCUCCUAAGAAGAUAUCAAAGAAACAAAAAUCUGGACUUCUUUCAAAGCCUUUACAUAAAAGUUCACGUCCAAUGAGAACCUCACAAUUGUUUGCUCAGGAUAACAACAGCAGUUUCUCCUCACUAUACUGCACUCGAUUUGAGACGAUUAAAAACAUAGCCAUCAAGCGCACCCCAACGACUAAACCGCCAUUGGUAAACCCAACCCACAAAAACCCCAAACAUGCCCAGGUACUUGCAGAAUCAGGUAUCCAGUAUGAUGGCCCUCUUAACCCAGGCCAAGUCGCUGCAAAUCUUGCAGAACGUAUUCAGCGAGCAAAGCAAAAAUCUCAGGCUGACCUUGCUCAACAACAACAACAAAAAUUACUUCAACAACAGCAGCUUCAGUUGCAACAGCAACAGCAGCAGCAGCAACAACAACAACAGAUACAACAGGCUCAGCUUACUGCAAAUCAGUUGCAGCAACAGUUACAACAGCAACAACCCCAACAAAGUCAGGUACAACAGCAGACUGGCCAGCAACAGGUGCAACAACAAGGUCAACAGCAAAUCCAACAACAGGUUUCAGUUGUGGGUAACACCAGCGGUCAACAAGUAGUCAGUAGUGGCCUUUCUGGGAAAGUAGCCACCUCAGUGGUACUUAGCCAGGGAACAGCGAUGACUGUUGCCACUGUUACUGCUGCUACAAUCACCACUACUGCUACUACAUCUUCAACAACUGCAGCCAUCUUAGGUGGUGUCCGUACUGCUGCAGGGGCUGGCAACACUGGCCGUACCACUCUAGCCCUUCAAGAGCUCCAGGUUCGCACAUCAGGGAGUAAUCAGAGCACAGUUGUGAGUGUUGCAGCCGGUCUAGCCCAACUUCAUGCUGCUAAACUCACAGCAACACUCUCAUCACAAUCAUCACAGAAAGGUGUAGCUGGAGUUACAAAAUCAUUGACUCCAGCACAGUUGCAGUACCUGAAGAGUCAAGCCCAAGCCAGGCAAGCCCUGCUACAGCAGCAGCAAGGCAAAGUGGUGGCCACAAGUGACCAGACCAUCAAGAGGGUGCAGAUAGCAGGGCAGGCAGGAACAACCCAGAAGGUGCAAGUAGCAGUGUCUAGUGGAGCUUUAGCAGCUGUUACAGCAAUACAGGUAAGCCAAGCAGGGCGCACACAGCUGAUGAAGCCUGGAACUGUCGUAGCUGGAACAAGCGGAAUGAUGGCCACUGGGAAAGCCGUAACCCGCACAGUGACGGAUAGAGAGGUUGCUGCCAUUCUUAAGCAGCAACAGCUCAACAAGUCUGCACAAGUGGCUCAGAUUGAACCUCUGUUGAAGGAGCCUUAUCUAGGGAAUACCUCCACCAGGAGCCCUCUUGGAAAGAGUCAAAUAAUACAGGUAUACCUCCACCAAGAGCCCUCUUGGAAAGAGUCAAAUAACACAGGUAUACCUCCACCAAGAGCCCUCUUGGAAAAGAGUCAGAUACCACAGGUGCAAGUGCCCUCAGCACAACUCCUGGCAGGCCUUCAGGUGCAGGGUUGCGUGAGCGGAGGAGGCACACCCGUGGCCACACUGGUCAAGACCGUCAGUGCUCCCAGUACUCUGGUUCAUACACCAACCUCUGUCACUCUCCCUGUAUCAGCUAUUAACGUAACACUUCCGCAGGCGAGAGUCACCACUGCAGCAACUGUCGCCAAGGCUGCCACUACCCAGCAGACGGUACGAAAUAUUCCUUUACCACAGCAACUCUUAACAAAGCAGAGAUCGCUGAUGGGGGUUAAAGGUGUUGGACUGCAGCUUGGCAGUAAAACUGUAGGAAGUACUGGACUGAAUACAGUGCAAAUUGUACAGGGAGGUGGCCAGAAACAGAUGUCCCAUGUUACAGUACAGCAGAUACAGCAGGUGUUGAAGCAGGUACCUCAACAGACCAUCCAACAUAUUACACAGGGUGGCACUGUGAGUGGUACUGUGGUAGGAAAAGCAGUAUGUAAUACAGUAACAGGCACUAGCGUAACAGCAUCAGGCAGCCAAGGCAUCAGCACCUCUCACACCACCAAGCUGGUGCCCAUGACCAUUGCUUCUCACCAACAGCAGCCCAUCAAACAAACUAUCCAGGUUGUGUCAGCUGGAUCUACAGUGGUUGGCGGAGGAUCAGCAAUACGAGUAAGUGCUGGGGAGCGCUCCUCACCAUCAACUUUAGCUCUCUCAGCUGGAACAGUCAAAGUGACAAACCCUGCUCUUCUGUCUGCAGCCCUUCAAGGCCAACCAAUGUCUGUUGCUGUUAGACCUUCCACACAGAGUCCUGUCAGAAUACAGACUUCAGCCCUCCAGACCCAGCAAACAACACAAACUCAGCAACAGCAGCAGACGACUCAGCAACAAGGACAACAACAGGGUGGUGUUGGACAGUAACUAAAAAUAAAGGAUCACAUCAUAUACAUCAGUAAUAUCAGAUAUCAGCCAUUAAAAGCCUUCUGCUAUAUAGUUAAAUUACAGUUGGGUCUUCAUUUACGCAGUCAAUUGAACCCGCGGAAUACCACGUAAAAUGAGAAACGUGUAAAUGAAAUAACAGAACAUAUGGGAUUAAUUAUUAAUUGAAAUAGAGAC
Homarus americanus (American lobster) is the source of this 9392-nucleotide messenger RNA. It is a transcript of the gene dom, whose product is annotated as helicase domino-like. NCBI's taxonomy places the organism in Eukaryota, Metazoa, Arthropoda, Malacostraca, Decapoda, Nephropidae. Gene Ontology annotation, cellular component: Swr1 complex. The record is from RefSeq and is a predicted model, not a curated record. Gene Ontology annotation, molecular function: ATP hydrolysis activity; ATP-dependent chromatin remodeler activity; histone binding. The transcript is spliced from 31 exons. Bases 204 to 9197 code for a protein of 2997 amino acids.